Malassezia restricta is the source of this 666-nucleotide messenger RNA. Its product is annotated as tail-anchored protein insertion receptor. The record is from RefSeq and is a predicted model, not a curated record. Gene Ontology annotation, biological process: tail-anchored membrane protein insertion into ER membrane. The transcript has 3 exons. The coding region runs from base 1 to 666 and encodes 221 amino acids. NCBI's taxonomy places the organism in Eukaryota, Fungi, Basidiomycota, Malasseziomycetes, Malasseziales, Malasseziaceae.
AUGCAUCCAGCUCUCAUAAUUUUUCUGGUGUCACUGGUCAACCAUCUUAUAACAUGGUUUGGCCGUGAUACCCUACAAGAGAUUUUCCGCAUUGCAUAUGUGCGCAUCGUGCACUUCUCCGCGUCGUCCAGGCUUUCUUCGAUGAAAAAGGAUCUUUUCGAAACGCGGCAGCAAAUGAACAUGACAAGUGCACAGGACGAGUUUUCGAAAUGGGCCAGGCUGCGCCGCAAAGUCGAUAAACUUACUGCGCAGGUGGAUGAGCAGAACAAGUCGCUGGCGUCGUCACAGUUCAUGUUCUCAAUCAUGUUCAAGGUAUUUAUGUUCGUGCUAAACAGUGCCGUACCAUUUGCAUUGAAUUGGUACUUUAAGUGGACACCCAUGUUUUAUCUUCCACCUGGCGACUGGUUCGGACCACUUGGCUACUUUUUCAGCUUCCCCAACGCUCCUGCAGGAGCUGUGAGCAGCACGGUAUGGACGACGGUAUGUGGUCGUGUACUGGCACUUGUGGGGGCGUACGCGAGGGAGCUUCUGGUGAAAGAUCCACAGCCUGCCAAGCCCAUGGCCGAGAAAAAGCCAACAGGAACGGCUGUGACGCAGGAAAAAGGGGAGAUCAUCAAGGACCAGUCAGAAAAAACUCCUAGUACACUGAAGCAGCGCCGCAUCUAA